CAAUCUGGUCUCUUGUUCCUCUGCCUUUUCUAAACCCAGCUUGAACAUCUGGCAACUCUCGCUCCAUGUAUGUUACUGUUUAUGUUAGUAUCAUGUGUUAUAUCUAUCUAUAUCUAUGGCUGGAUGGCUCUUUGUCAGGAGGGCUUUGAUUAUGUUUUCUUGCCCUGGUUAAGGGAGUUGGACUGGAUGGUCUUACGUAUUUUCUGUUGGUCAUGGGGGUUCUGUGUGGGAAGUUUGCCCCAAUUCUGUCGUUCGUGGGCUUCAGAAUGCUCUGAUUGUUGGUGAACUAUAAAUCUAAGUAACUACAACUCCCAAAUGUCAAGGUCUAUUUCCCCCAAACUCCCAUCUGUGUUCGUAUUUGGGCAUUUUGAGUAUCAGUGCCAAGUUUGGUCCAGAUCCAUCAUUGUUUGAGUCCACAGUGCUCUCUGAAUGUUGAUGAACUACAACUCCCAAACUCAAGGUCAAUGCCCACCAAAUCUUUCUAGUGCUUUCUGUUGGUCAUGGGAGUUCUGUGUGCCACGUUUGGUUCAAUUCCAUCGUUGGUGGAGUUCAGAAUGCUUUUUGAUUCAUUCAUCGAGGUGGAACAGAAGUUCUUAUUCGGACCAGGGACCGCAGAGAAGCUGGCAGCGUUGGGGGCCACCCUGCAAAGUGACCACUCCUUCCGGGACCAGUAUUACGAUGCCUUGGACUUCAAGCUGACCCUUGCUGACCACUGGCUUCGAUAUAGGGAGGGGGCCGGAUGGGAGCUGAAAUGCCCCCCGAAGCCACGAGAGGGCAAUGGGGUUCCAGAUGGGAUUCACAAGAGCCCAGCUGGACCAAAAGCUCCAGGUGACAACCAGCCAUUGCAAGCACUUGAAAGCCUGGGCCAGACACAUGGUGCAGUUCAAUACCUGGAGGUCACUUGCCUGCAAGAGAUUGUGGCCCGUGUCUGUGGACUCCUUGGCAUCGACCCGGCUACGGUUGGACACGAAAACAUGGCCCAAGCAGUAGAGGCUCUUGGCUUGAAGGAGUUUGCCAGCUUCGUCACCCGCCGGUGCCAAUACCGCCUAGGUGACCUGAAUGUGGACCUGGACCAGGCGGAUUUUGGCUACGCCGUUGGAGAGGUAGAAGCCCUGGUCAAGCAGCAGGAAGACAUCCCCGCAGCUCUGGAGAGCAUCCGGAAGCUGGGAAAUCAGCUGGGAUUUGAUGAGAAAACACGAAUCCCUGGCAAGAUGUCUGCCUACCUGCAUCGAUUCAGACCAACGCACUACGAAGCCUUGAUACAAUUUGGAAGGCUCAGGAAGAUGGGAGACGGAGUACAUGAGCCAAAGGAAAAGAAUGUAUAGUAGGGUGAGAAGGGAUGCUCCUAAGGAAAGGACCCUCCAUCUAGGCUUUAUGUACUAGUGAUAUCCUCAAAUAGGAGAAAUUAAUGUGAAUAGAAUAGUAAAGAAAUAUA
Molecule: messenger RNA, 1435 nt
Organism: Anolis sagrei ordinatus
Lineage: Eukaryota; Metazoa; Chordata; Lepidosauria; Squamata; Anolidae
Gene: THTPA
Product: thiamine triphosphatase
Biological process (GO): dephosphorylation; thiamine metabolic process; thiamine diphosphate metabolic process
Molecular function (GO): magnesium ion binding; thiamine triphosphate phosphatase activity
Source: RefSeq, a predicted model, not a curated record